Messenger RNA from Quercus lobata, 651 nucleotides. Its product is annotated as pollen-specific leucine-rich repeat extensin-like protein 3. NCBI's taxonomy places the organism in Eukaryota, Viridiplantae, Streptophyta, Magnoliopsida, Fagales, Fagaceae. The record is from RefSeq and is a predicted model, not a curated record. The transcript is spliced from 2 exons. Bases 1 to 651 code for a protein of 216 amino acids.
AUGGCUCUGGCAUUGUUGAUUGUAGUGAGCUUCUUCACAGGAUAUAAGUUGUUCAUCAUGAUGAUGGUGAGGCACCUCAUGUCAACUGGAAAAGCUGUGGCUGCUUAUGUCGAAGUCCCAGCACACGCUCCUGCUAAGGUUCCGGCUCAUUCACCAGCUAAUCCACCGCCCGUGAAGGCACCAACUCUUGCUCCUCCAGCAAAGCCACCUACUUAUUAUCUCGUGCCUCCGCCAAAGGCACACGCCCCCGUGCCCCAACCAUCUCAUGCACCAUCUCAUCAUGCUCCUCCAGCGAAGGCACCAGCUCAUGCACCACCAUCUCAUGCACCAACUCACGCACCACCAGCUUAUGCACCAAAGUCACCCACUUAUUAUCAUGCGCCUCCGCCAAAGGCACACGCCCCCGUACCCUCACCAUCUCAUGCACCAUCUCAUCAUGCUCCUCCAGCGAAGGCACCAGCUCAUGCAUCACCAUCUCAUGCACCAGCUCAUGCACCAAAGCCACCACCUUAUUAUCAUGCACCUCCACCAAAGGCACACGCUCCCGUGCCAUCAGUUCAUGAGCCACCCACUUAUGCACCAUCGCCCUCAGUGAAGUCAAAAGAGGGUACAUAUCAUAUAUCCCUUGUUAGAAUAAUGGUUAUUGGUUGA